Molecule: messenger RNA, 747 nt
Organism: Podospora anserina S mat+
Lineage: Eukaryota; Fungi; Ascomycota; Sordariomycetes; Sordariales; Podosporaceae
Exons: 2
Coding region: 1-747 (248 amino acids)
Source: RefSeq, a predicted model, not a curated record
AUGUCUUCCCAAAAGAUAACAACCAUCCUCCUCGACUGCGACAACACCCUAGUCCUAUCCGAAGACCUAGCCUUCGAAGGCUGCGCCGACCUAAUCAACGAAAUCGCCACCACCAAAUCCGUCCCCCUCCCCCAGCCCUUCACCGGCCCCUCCCUCAUCACAGAAUUCGUCGGCCAAAACUUCCGCGGCAUGAUGGUCUCCCUCCAGAAGCGCUACAACUUCUCCAUGACCGACGCCGAACUCGACGACUACGUCCGUCGCGAGGAAGACGUCGUCAUCGCCAAGCUAAAGGAGAAACUCGUCCCCUGCGUCGGGGUUGAUGCGGUGUUGGAGAAGCUCGCAAAGGAGGGGAAAUACAAGCUUGCUGUUGUUAGCUCGAGUGCCUUGAGGAGAGUAAAGGCGAGUGUGGAAAAGGUUGGGCAGGAUAAGUACUUUGGGAAGGAUGUUUAUAGUGCGGCGACGAGCCUGCCGGUGCCGACGAGCAAGCCUGAUCCGGCGAUUUAUCUGCAUGCGAUCAAGGUCAUGGGGAAGAGGGCGGAGGAGUGUAUUGCUGUUGAGGACAGCAAGUCGGGGACGUUGAGCGGGACGAGGGCGGGAAUUAAGGUGGUGGGGUAUGUUGGGCCUUAUCCGGAGGAGGAGAAGGAGCACAUGACACAGGUGUUGACUGAGGCGGGGGCGGUGGUGGUGAUGAGGGAUUGGAGUGAGUUUGAGGGGGUGUUGGAGAGGAUUCAGAAGGGCGAGCUUUAG